AUGCCGGCCAGCUUUAACGCGUUCUUUGCCGCGUUGGCGUCCAUUCGCCAGCAUUUGCAUCAGCACCCCGAGCUCAGUUUCCACGAGUUCAAAACCCAAGCCCUUGUGCGGGAUUACCUCGUCCAUGAGGCUCAUAUCCCGACCGAGCACAUCCACGACUGCGCCACCACUGGGCUCGUGGUGGACAUCGUUGGACCGACGGAAGGCGACAAGACUUCGCCCGUGACUUGCAUUGCGUUCCGCGGGGACAUGGACGCCCUCCCCAUGACCGAGGCGAACCCCCAUCUCUCGUACGCUUCUCAAGCCCCCCAAGUCGCCCACAUGUGCGGACACGAUGGCCACACACGCCGCCACUUAUUGCCCCCCCACUCGGUCGUGCGGUUGUUGUUUCAGCCUGCUGAAGAGUGUUAUUUUGGCGCCCCGGCAAUGAUCAAGGACGGGUGCUUGGAAUCGGUCCAAGAAAUCUACGGAUAUCAUAAUGUCCCGUUUCCUCUGGGGACGGUUGGGGUCAAGCCGGGCGCGAUGAUGUCGCAUUCAAGUCGAUUUACAAUCCGCAUUUCUGGUCCAGGCGGCCACGGGUCUGCCCCCCACGAAACCAAAGACCCGAUCGUCGCCGCGGGACAACUCAUCGUGGCCAUGCAAUCGAUUGUGAGUCGCAAUGUGAAUGCCCACGACAGUGCGAUUGUGUCGAUCACGCAAGUGCACGGCGGGGAACCCGACAACGUCAUCCCAUCCGUGGUGACGUUAUCCGGACGGUUGCACGACUUUGCUCCUGCGGUCGCCGCCACGGUCCAAGAACGCAUGGCCACACUCGUCGAGCACACAUGUGCGGCGUACGGCGUUGGUGGUUCCAUUUCAUUUCAAGAGGGGUACCCAGUACUAGUGAACCCCGAGAUGGAAACCAGCAUCGUUCAAGCGAUCGCUCAAGGCAUUGUUGGCAGCAAACGAGUGAUCAGCAAGGGAUGCCAGUGUGCGCAUCGGAAGAUUUUUCGUAUUUUUUGA
Messenger RNA from Aphanomyces astaci, 1002 nucleotides. RefSeq lists its product as hypothetical. The transcript is spliced from 7 exons. The record is from RefSeq and is a predicted model, not a curated record. The coding region runs from base 1 to 1002 and encodes 333 amino acids. NCBI's taxonomy places the organism in Eukaryota, Oomycota, Saprolegniomycetes, Saprolegniales, Verrucalvaceae. Gene Ontology annotation, molecular function: hydrolase activity.